GCAAGCCGCUUGUACAAUGCAGCAACAGCAGCCACAACAGCAACAACAACAACAACGACAACAACAACUAUUAUAAGCGCAGCUUUAACCAAAGCCACCAAUUCCAAUUGAUUUCUGCCGCAACGUUAUACAUUAAAAUCAUUCAAGCUGGCGUCGUUAAAGCGUAAUAACAAUAAUAUAAGCAAUUAUAAUAACAAUAUAAUGUGGAGUAGUACUAUAUCGCCAACAAACUCUAAGAAACUAUUGAUCGGAAGCACACGAAGCGUUGAUUAUGUCGGUGCAACAGCAGCAGCAGCAACAGCAACAGCAGCAACAGGCAACACUAAAACCGCAACAGGCACAGCAGCAGCAGCAGCAAUUUCCAAAGCAACUAAAACGCAACAAAAGACAGCGAAGCCAACAGCAACAGCAAAUACAACAAAAAUCUCAAUUGAAAUGGAACUUCAUAUACAAAAUAAGUGCAUUUCGGCAUAGCGUAUCACUCUGGAGGGUGGUGCGGAGCCGCCAUGGCUGCAGGGCCCCCUUAAAGCCGCAUUUUUGGGGGCUACUGGCGUCGGCAAAACAAGCAUAUUACAGCAAUUUUUCUACCAUGACUUUCCCAAGACUCAUCAGACAACAACGCGUCGUAAAAUUUAUAAAAACUGUUUGGUCUGCGACAAUUGCAUACGCGAGCUGAUAGUACUGGAUGUGCCGCCCCAGAAGCGAUUUCCGGCUGAUAACUUUGCUGAAUGGAAUAAUGGACAUCCGCUGGGGCUGCGUACGGUGCACGCCUAUGUGCUGGUCUAUGACAUGGGCAAUUUGGAAACGUUUCAGUACUGCCGCUCGAUGAGAGAUCAAAUCUUGGAUAGUUUCAGUCAUCGUGAUUUUAGCAUAAUUGUGGUUGGCAAUAAAUUUGAUAGUGUGACUGAUGUGCAGGCCAACUCGCAGGAGCUCAAGGACAUUUCGACGCUGGUGCGCAAACAUUGGCGCUGCGGUUAUGUCGAGUGCUCUGCGCAAUACAACUACAAAAUUGGCGACGUUUUUCGCGAGCUAAUGGGCUGCAGUGGUGUGACUGGCGGCGCUGGCGCUGGCAGCGCUCUUGUUGGCGCUGAGUAUUCACAAUCAACUAGGAAUAAAGGACGCUGUACAAUACUGUAGCAAAUGCUGCAUAAGUUUUUUAAGCAACAAACAUUUUGAUCUCUAGCGCGUUAUACCCCUGCGAGCUAUUCUUAUUAUUAUGAUUAUGAUUUUCAGGGGGGGUUGUGUUGGGACGCUGGGGCGUAUGCGCAAUCUUCUUAGCAUAUAUAACUAUUAUAAUGAAAACACACAUAGACACACACACACAUACACAUAGAAACACACAUAAAAACAAUGGCACGAACUUUGCACGUGCCCCCACCGCUAACGCUAGCUCUUGCUCUUGCUCCUGCUCCGGCUCUUGCAUAUUUGAGGCUACAUAUAUAUGCAAAUAUAUAUAUGCUAAACUUCUUAGUUGCUUUCUAGAUGGCCUUUCCCUUGUCGGCCAUACGCUUAAGCAUCUUUUGUUGUUCAUUAUUAAAUCAUAACACUGACUGCGACUGCUUUGUUUAAACGCUUUUGACAUUCACGGUCUUGCGCAUGCAAAUGACGCUAAUAGCCCCAACAGCAACGUGCAGCUGCAGCAUGCAACAUUUAUGCAGCAUACACAAAGCACAAGGCCCCGAAGCCCGCUUAAGCCUGCCGGUAGUAGUGCCAGCUGUCGAUGCAAACAAAUAUUUCACUUACAAUUUGUUUUUCUUUUAACAAAAUUUUGUUUUUGUACGUAAAUAGGCAAUUAAUCCCACCAUAAUUUACAAUACAUUUUAUAAAACCAAAUGAAACGAAAACGAAAAUUGAAUCUUUGAGAAUCCGACAGUGUUAAUUGGUAUAUUUAUAAGUAUGUUAGCUAUAUAAGCCGUAUAUACACAUACAUAGAUAUAUAAAUAUAUACAUGCAUACUUUAACGUUGUGAUCAUUUCAAGAAUUAGUUAUUAAGACGCCAAAGUCAGUUUGAAGUCAAGUAUGAAACAUAACUAAACUUAAGAUUAGCUCGACAAAUAAAUAAAA
Messenger RNA from Drosophila busckii, 2064 nucleotides. Its product is annotated as ras-like protein family member 10B. Gene Ontology annotation, molecular function: GTP binding; GTPase activity. NCBI's taxonomy places the organism in Eukaryota, Metazoa, Arthropoda, Insecta, Diptera, Drosophilidae. The record is from RefSeq and is a predicted model, not a curated record. The transcript is spliced from 6 exons.